Filobasidium floriforme is the source of this 564-nucleotide messenger RNA. RefSeq lists its product as uncharacterized. The coding region runs from base 40 to 474 and encodes 144 amino acids. Lineage: Eukaryota; Fungi; Basidiomycota; Tremellomycetes; Filobasidiales; Filobasidiaceae. The transcript has 3 exons. The record is from RefSeq and is a predicted model, not a curated record.
UGCAUAGAUAAGGAACAAGCUAUACAACGUACAACCUACAUGGUUUGGAUGAUCUUAUGGAUGGCAUCGACACCCGUGUCGACUAUAGGGACGAAUCCAGGAACGUACGGUUCCAACUAUUCCGCCUCUAUGGCCAGAACCAAACAGAGUUCUACGAGUAGUCUAUGGUCAGCCUUUACAGACAUCUUCGUCGAGCCUUUCAGGAGGUUUAAGCGGGCUGUGUUUGGAGGAAGAAGGAAGGGGUCUGUCGACGAUUCCUACCUCUACGGGAAGGAACAUAUGAGCGGAGUGGCUCGUGGCAAUGCACUUCUAGAUGAGCAGGAGCGUGACUUGCGGAACGAGCUGGCAUUGCGAACGCAGGCGGCGAAAUAUUUCAAAGGGGAAGCUAGAAAACUGAGGCGCCAAUCGGGCGAAUCGGAAAAGACGAUAAGGGAACAGGAGGAAAUUGAAGCAAGAUUAUAUCCAACAACAUGAUGCGGUCGUCAAUCAUGUCGCGAUGUAUUGAUAAUCCCUUCUGAAGACGGCCGCACCUAUUUCAAGUAUUUGCAUGCCAUUCUGAGUCGC